Molecule: messenger RNA, 1373 nt
Organism: Pipistrellus kuhlii (Kuhl's pipistrelle)
Lineage: Eukaryota; Metazoa; Chordata; Mammalia; Chiroptera; Vespertilionidae
Product: actin-like
Exons: 8
Coding region: 213-1355 (380 amino acids)
Source: RefSeq, a predicted model, not a curated record
CAGCCUGGCCGUGCCAGUGGCCCAGGGGAGGCCCCUUCCCAGCCAAUGGCCCUCGGCAGCCAGCGGCGGCUCAGCCCGGCAGGCCCGGCCCGCGGGUGGGAGCCAGCAGCCUGUGCGCUCAGAGCCAGGCCACGCUGGCAGGUCCGUGGCGAGUGGAGGCCUCACGGCACGGCCGUCCCGUCCCCGCAGCCCUGUCGAGGCCCCAGGGCGCCAUGGGCACGCCCCUCAUCUGCGACUUUGGCUCCGGCUCCAGCAAGGUGGGCUUCUCGGGGGCAGAGGAGCCCCUGGCCGUCUUCCCCACCGUCCUCGGGAAGCUCCGCUGCGACGACGCGGUGAGCGACAGCGGCAUCUUCCAGGACCCGGUGGGGCUGGACAAGAAGGUCUGGUUCAUCGGCGACGAGGUGCAGAAGCAGCGAGGGAGACUCAACCUGGCGUACCCCGUCUCGCGGGGCGAGGUCACCAACUGGGAGCACAUGGAGAAGAUCUGGCACCACACCUUCUACCAGGUGCUCCGCGUGGCCCCGGAGCAGCACCCCAUGCUGCUCACUGACCUGCCCUCCAACUCCAAGGCCAACAAAGAGAGGAUGGCCCAGGUCCUGUUCGAGACCUUCAGCAUGCCGGCCCUGUACAUCGUCAACCAGGGGGUCCUGUCCCUCUUCUCCGCCGGCCUGACCUCGGGAACCACCAUCGAAUGCGGAGAAGGAAUGACCCACUUCGUGCCCGUCUUUGAGGGCUGUCCGCUGCACCUGUCCACCAUGCAGAUGGAUGUGGCCGGCCAGGACAUAACCCUGUACCUCAUGCAGCUGCUGUCCAGGAGGGGGAACUCACUGCUCGGCAUAGGCGACCGGGAGUACAUCCGGGGCAUGAAGGAGAAAUGCUGUUACGUGGCUUUGGACUUCGACAAGGAGAAGGCGGCAGCCCUCUCGGUGUCCCUGGUGCAUAAGCACCAGCUGCCUGACGGCCGGGAGGUCGAGUUCGGAAUGGAGCAUUUCCUCUGCAUGGAGGCGCUUUUCCAGCCGGACUUCAUAGGGAGGAACAGCCUGGGCGCCCACAUGAUCGCCCUCCGCAGCAUCAGCUCCUGCAGCCCCGCCCUCCAGAAGACCCUGUUCCGCAACGUGCUGCUGUCGGGGGGCACGGGCUCCUCGCCCAGCCUGAGGGCCCGCAUGCAGCAGGAGCUGUCCGCCCUGGUGUCCCCGACCACCAACGUGAAGGUGUCCACCUGCCCCAGCUCCGUGUACAGCGCCUGGGUGGGCGGUUCCGUGCUGUGCUCGCUCUCCACCUUCAAGGACAUGUGGGUCACCAUCGAGGACUACUACGAGAAGGGCCCCUCUGCCCUCAGCGAGCGGUCCUUCUGACGUGGCUCCGGGACCCCC